GGGGACAUCUCGGGGCUCGGCAACACCCGCCGGGCACAGCGUUACCGUGUCGCUGUCCUCGCACACCUGCCCUGCCCUGCCCUGCCCAGCACUGCCCAGCACUGCCCAGCACUCGGGAGCGGCGCGGCGGCACUAACCGGGGGCUGCCCGUGAGUCCCAGAAGUUGCCGUCGCCCACGGAGGUCGAAGAGCGGGGAGACUUCCCCGGCCAAAUCGCCGCUUUUGGGGCUCGGACAGAAGGCGGCGCCGGCUGCUGGUCUCUAAGGAAGGGGCUAAAAGGAGUCAGGCGGCCCUUUGUCCAUCCCUGGGCCCCCGGGGUGGUCCAGCCCGCGGAGUGCGGUUGCGUAGCAACGGGGCACGCGCGCGGCGUCUCGCGCCGUGGCGGGGCCGGGAUGCGGGGAUUCACUCUCGGUGUCGGGAUGUAGCCUGAAGCGUUCCUGAAGGAGCCGUAGCCCUGAAGGAGCACCAGGUGUUGCAGUGGUCAGUGCUCACUCGGCAGCGUCCCUGGAGCUGCAGCCCGGGUUCGAUCCCUGUGGCUUGGGAACGUGGCAUUGGAAAAACCAGCCUGCCGGUGGGUGUAUCUGUUGGAGGUCUGUUGGGUGCAUCUGGCUGGAGAAAUUCUGCCAACUUCUUGUGGAGAACUGGUUUCAUGCAGUAGUACGUGUGGUAUGCCUUCUGGGACAUCCACGUGAUCCCAAAAGAAGCAAAAAAUAAUGGAGAAAGUAGCCAGACUAUCAGAGGGGUCCUUUCAAGGAAUCAGACUCCCCCCUACUCCUCCUGACAAGGUAUGCUGCUAAUGUAAGAUUGGUCCAUACUUGUUAGUUCCUCCUGAAUCUUUAUUGGGUGACAUUUCACAAGGGUGAACUGGGGAAGAGUUUCUGUGACCCUCUGGAAGAGUAACUUUGUUUUACCUGGCAGCUUGUGAACAAAGGAGUCUGUGGAUAAAGAUUUUAAAUAGGUUUGGCAUCUCUGUGCCAGGCUGCACCUGACAUCCCGAGUUGGCAUAUCCAGCCUUCCAGUUGUAUAGUACCUGUACCUUGAAUCCCUGCUUGGGAGGAAAGACAGUGCUUUGUGUAGCCCCUGAGCAAAAGGCAUCAUCGCCAACACUUGGAGUCAAAUUUGGGUGUAUCUUGCUCUGGCUCCAUUUACUUUUACAGGGAAAGAUUUGUCUGUGAAGUGAUUUCGUUGAACUUUACAGACCAGCAACUUGAAAGGACGUGUUUCUGACAGGUGCGGGGUGAAGGCCCCAAGGAAAGAACAAAUGCCUCACUUAGGUUUUCCAUUUUCCUUGCCAGUGACUGUACAGCUUUGCCUACAGCCAGUGGACAGCGAUUCACAGAUUUUGGUGUUGUUUUAUCCUUCAUCUUGGGUGAAGGAUAUCAAAUACUGUAUUUUAAAUAAAUAACAUAAUCUCGUUCUCUUAACAUCCCAAACAGCUGACAUCCUCAGCUGAAACAGUAGUGGACAUCCUUGUAGUUAAGUGAUUUUAAUUUCCUUGCUCAUCUGAGCCUCAGAACAGCCCUAAUGCAUUUUCAGCAACAGUUAACAGAGCAAACUGUUCAAUCUUUGUUUUUACUUAACAUGUGAUUAAUGCAAAAACAUGCUGCAACAUGCUCCAAGUUUAUGUUUUCCUGUAAAAGCUGAACGCUUUGAUAUAAGGUUCAUAGUUUUAUUGUCAACUCUACCUUCCAGCUGCCUUGUAUUUUGUCUUUCUGCCUCCUCAUUGUCCCUGGCAUGUUGUUCCCUGUGUUGCCAUUCUCAAACGUUUUUGUUUUCCAUCUUGCUCAGGCCAGAUGUCUCCACUGCUGCCUUUGACGUGCAGAGGCAACUUUGUUUCCCUAGACUCAACCCCCACUUCCUUCAUUCUUCCUUGACUUCAGGUCCUUUCACUGACCUUUCAGCUCUUGCUGGCUGGGGGAGCUUGGACAGCUGCAAUGGACACGUGGCCACUGCUGCCCACACGCUGCUGUUGGAGAGCCAGGGGCAGAGGGCCUGGGAGGGAGCCAGCAAGAUUGAUGUGCCUGCAUUUCUGAGGAGUACCUGCUCCCGGGGGUGGGAGAGGCAGCUCCAGAACCCCUGCCCUCCUCCUCUUCUGCUGCCUGUCUCCAAGCUGUGCCUUGUCCUGAGAAAUGGGUGUCUUUUCCAGGUAAGCUCCAGGUCCAUCUCACAUGUCCAGUGUUGUCACACUAAUAAAGAUUCCCAUGGCACUCUGCAGCCAAGAUGUCCAAUGACAUACUUUCCUGUUUGUGCAUGGAACCCAGGUCCUCUUUGUGCACCCUUGAUAUCCUCAGCAAAGAGUAAUUUCAUUGAUUCAUCCCCAGAGGUGUCCAGUUUAGUGAGGGGGGCUCGUGUGUUGGCAAGGAGAGACACUGAUGGCUAUUACUACCUGGGCCACAUUGCCCGAGAGGUGAAGGGCUCCAGGGAACGCUUUGUAAUUGAGUUUGACAAAAGUCGUGCUCGGAAAGGCAAGGUACAGCUCCGCCUGCAGGAAACGCCUCUCUACGACAUUCUCCACUACGAGGAUGCCAGGAGACGGCGUCUCGCUCCGGGAGACAGGGUCUUGGCACCGUGGGAGGCGAGAGCUGAACGUUUUGGCCCCGGCACUGUGCUAAAGGUUGUGGAGAGCAAGGAGGCACAUUUAGCACACAACAGAAGUGGAGUGCUUGUGAAUUUCUGGAAUGGGCAGACCAAGGAGGUGUCUUCUGACCAAGCUCUGCAGAUUCCUCUGCCCUUAAGCGAACGCAUCAUCCUAGAACUGCAGAUGCCUUUAGCAGCCAGGCAGAUGGUGGUAGAUUCAAGCUUACAUUACCCAUACAUUGUGACACCGGGUUAUAGAGCCUCAGGCCACUACAGGCUGGGUCACUCAGGCCUGGACUGCUGGCCAGGGGGUCUGUGUUCAGCUCAUCUAUGUGCUAAGUGCAGCUGGGAGUGUACCUCGCUCCCCCGGUGCUGCCUGGCAGCCUGGGAACCCACACGGCCUGCAGGGUGCAAAGUGCAGCAGGAAAAUGCCUUCAUCCCAGGAACAGGCUUGGCUGAAGAAGUGCUCAGCAAGGAAAUAGAAGAGGAACUGUCUGAAUUGAGAAUUACAUCUUCAGAAAGUGUUUCCAGAGAGGAAGAGAAAAAGGAAGAGACGAGAUUAGAGAUAGAAAAUGUUCCAAAAGACGUUUGGUCUUGUUUGGAAGAGGACAAUGAGGUUGUAGAACCUAAGAAGGGUGCUCAGAGGGAGAUGGCUCAUGCUAUGGUUGAUACCGCUGUCAACACAGACAGCUGGUUAAUGGAGACAGAUCACAAGGAGGAACCAGAGAGCAGACAGCAGGAUGCUGAAACUGAAGCUAAUUUUAAACAUGAACAUGGUCUUUUUGAGUCCAAAGUGGCAGAAGCUCCAGGCCAGCAUUCCCCAAGGAGCCCUUCCCUGGGAACCAGUGCUUUGGUUCCUUUCAGGCGCCAAAGCUUCUUUGACCAAGUGAAUCAAUCGCUAGAGAAAGACAGCCUGACCAUCAAAUCAGCUCUACGUGUACAGAGACCACACAGUACCACCAAUGGGCUGGCUAGGAGAUCCACAAAACUUCUAAACCUUCUAAAAGACAAAAGCAUUACAAAAUCAAUCCUUAAUAGUGCAUCUCAGGAGAGAUGCAAAGAGAUGGACUUCGAUAGAGCCAAGACUGAGCAUAAAAGGAGGAAAGAGGAACAGAGGCAGCUGAAGAGGGAGCAGCAGCAAGAGGCAGAUGGCAUCCAGCACCAGCUGCGCAAGGACAACCAGAGGCAGCAGUUGCGUCAGAGAACAUUGCAAGGGCUGGAGAAACAGCUGGAGCACAAAGAGAGAGCUUUGCAGCACAUGGCACUGCUCCAGGCUGCUGGGGCUGAGAGGAGCAGGAAGGAAUCCUCCUUUCAAGAGGAGGGGAAGAGGAAAGCAAGUCAGAGGCUUCAGUUCUUAAAGACACAGCGUUCACACAGAGAGGAGUUGCAGGCAGAAUGCAAUGAAAGGAGCUUUGAACAAGAGAAAGAAAGGCUGGAGUUUGUGAGGAGCAGAAUGCAGCCACAGCAGGAAAUGUUGGAACAAGAACCACGGGAGCAGGACAAGCAACAAAACCAGCAUCAGGCUGCCAAAGUGAGAGCGUUCCAGAGUGGAGACCGAAGAUCGGAAGAUGGAAAAAGAAGACCAAAAAAUCCAUGAUCUCCAGCAGUACCUCGGAGAACAGUCCCUUUUGCUGCUUCGGGCAUCCCUGCUAGUGUAAGGAAGCUGCAGAGCAGGGGAGAAGCCCUCUAGCAGUUCACAGACCUGGUCUUUGUCUUGUAGGUGUGACUCAGUGUGCUACAGUUGUGACAAGUGGAAUUACAAUUCCCGGAGAGGUCUUUAACCUCCCUUUCAUAGCAGCCAGAGUGCAUGUCCACUGCUCUGUCCUUUACAUGCCUUUCUUUCUGGAGUUACUAUUCUGGCUCACCAGCCUGGGCUUCAGGUAAGUACAGAUCUUCUACUGUCAGGGUGUAGGUACUGCUUGAGAUGUGUUGGCCACUCCUUUAGAGGAGGAAUGACUUUUAGAAGCCCAGAACAGAAAAAGAAAGUGGUGUGGGGUUUUUGUUUGUUUGAUUUUUGUUUGGUUUUUUUAAUGACAAGCUCCCCUUUCUAGGCACUGUGAUGACCAAAAGGUCUGAUCUGUGAAAUAACUGUCUUUGGAGAGUCACCAAACCCAACGGUGGGCUUGGGUUUCUGUUUGGCCUACAGUCUCCCUGGCAGGCUGGCAGUCUCCAAAGCGGGUCAGAAAGAUACUCUGAUACCUUUUCAGGUAGGGCCCAUGCUUACAAUAACCACACCUUUUGCUCUUUGUGAAUAAAUGAGGAGAACGUUACAAAGACAAAUGAAUUGGUAAAUUGAUGGUUAACAAAAUACAGUGGCUGUGUCACAGGCAAUGUUAUUAUCAGCUCUGGGUAACCAGAAACGUACCUGUUCUUUUCAGAUGGGUAUUUAGGGAAGGAGAACGGACGUGGCACAGUUUAUUUGCUGGAACGCUCAGGGCUAGGUGGAAAUAUGUUCUUAUUUUACACAGAAUUAUGCUAAAAUAAAUACAAUACAUGUGAUACCUUGUUUCGAGUAAUGCCUGGAACCAAACUAGAUACAAAAUUUAAAUGUGGUUGCCUGACAUUCUGUGUACACUUAGAAACAUGUUGCACGUGUUGUGGCACACUGCUCAACAAAAAGUGUGAGUAUAAAAAUGUAUGUCUUUUGCAAGAAUACAGCACAAGUGAUAAUGGCAGUUACUUAAGAAAAAAAAAGGUAAAAUUAAGAAAACUUGUAAAAGGGAGCUCCUUUGAAAUCCUGCCAGCAGUUUCUUAGCAGUAAGUCUCAGACUGCAUUCCUCUACGGAUAAUGGAGAGGCUAUGCCUUCAGCUUUCCCCUAAAAAGACAAAGUUAAGUCUCUCAUCCAGAUGUUUACAAAUUAUUCAGAAGCCUUAAUAGCUGAAAGGGGUAUUUUUAAACUUUAGGAUCUAUAAUAUGCAUAAGCCAUCCUCAGAUUUUUGGUUUUUUUAAAAAAAAAGGGGAAAGUAAGGAUGAGCCUAAAUACCAGGUGAAGGCUUUGACAUUUUGUUUGUUUAAGUUAAGGUCUGGAAAAAAUAUAACUGCAUGUUAUGGAAACCGCAUGUGAUGCACAGUUUUGCAUUUUAGACAUGGAAUUCCAUCAUUUGGUUUACAUUCUGUUUAGGCUCUGGAAAAGUUGGCUGGAAGUUGCUCAGCAGGAACACGGGUGGUUGUGCCUAAGACCUGCAUAAUUAUGGAUGAGGCCCAGGCUGUGCCUGGCAUCUCUAUCCUGAGCCGGGUGGAAAGGGAAGAGGGCACAUGCCCCACUGAUGGAAAGUGGGUGCUGGCAGCACAUGGAGAUUUUCUUUAAUGUAUUGCUUUGGGGUUGCUUGCUUUUCUUCUUGAGUUCUCUUCUACAUAAAAUCAUGUGCUAGUCAGGACAAUGGCGUGCCUACUUAUGACUUUAGGUCUAACUAAGAGAAACAAGUCUAAAGCUUAAAAGAUACUAAACUCUACUGCUGUCCUAUCCUUAAGCACUUGGAAAUAGAAUAUGCAGUGAUUAAAGGAAAGUACGUGAAAUAUAUUGAGCUGAACCUAAA
Molecule: messenger RNA, 6113 nt
Organism: Neopelma chrysocephalum (saffron-crested tyrant-manakin)
Lineage: Eukaryota; Metazoa; Chordata; Aves; Passeriformes; Pipridae
Product: trichohyalin-like
Exons: 11
Coding region: 1600-4173 (857 amino acids)
Source: RefSeq, a predicted model, not a curated record